UACAGUCUAUAAAUGUCUAAGCUGGCAUUUAAAAAAGGACGGGAGGUUCAUUGGUGGCUAUAAAUUCGUAUCUAUAAUUUCUCUCUCUCUCUCUCUCUCUCUUCCUUUCUCUCUCUUCCUUUCUCUAUUCAAUAAGUGCUUUCUGAUGACACUGCAGUCCCUGUUCUAACAAAGUUUCCCUCCUUUUCGCAGUAGUCAGAAUUGUAAGGUGCACCACGGACUUGAUGGUGAAUGCACUUCUUCAGAAUGGUUGCAACCAACAGCUUAAAUAAUAAAAAUUCUGAACUGAUACAGCAGCGAUCUCAGCAGGCAUCCUUCUCUGACUUUGACUAUUGGGAUUUUGCAGUGCCUGAACCCAACUUUAAUGAGAUGGUGUUUGAGGAACAAACAUGCCAGAAUCUAAUUAGAAUGCUGGAGAACUGCCUCUCUAAAUCAAAACAGACUAGACUGCAUUGCUCAAGGGUUUUAGUCCCUGAGAAACUAACUCGGAGGAUAGCUCAAGAUGUCUUGCGUCUCUCUUCUACGGAGCCUUGUGGCUUGCGGGGCUCCAUUAUUCAUGUCAACUUGGAAACUGGAAAUGUAUGUAAAAGGCUGGAUAAGAUUGUUUGUGACCCCAGCGUCAUUCCUACUUUUGAACUGACACUGGUGUUCAAGCAAGACAAUUGUUCAUGGCCUAGCUUCAGGAGUUUAUUCCCCAGAGUUUGUUUUACUUCUAGCUAUAAACAGACUCUGAUCUUGAGCCCUGGGUUUCGUCUAAUUAAGAAAAAAUUAUAUUCCUUGAUUGGGACCGUGGUUGAAGAAUGCUGACAAGUGUACUAGUUAAAGAGAGCUGAGCUUAAAUCCCUUAGAAAUAGGAGGGAUAUUUGCACAAUACGCAUCGAUGGUCUCGAAACCAUUUGGUGCUAUGUAAAAUAAGGAGUGCAGCUCCUUGAUACUUGAAACAUUCCUUGGUUAGCAAUUAGCCCAAUAGCCAUCCUGAUUGCUACUUAUUGCUAGCAGUUGAACUAAAUGGUUUAGCAUUCUUUGAUAUUUAUUUUUAAUGUUUUAUUUUAUGAUUUACAUUGUUUUCAAUCCAAAUUGCUAAUAAGCUUUCAGGAAACAAAUUGGUCUCUAGAACUAAAUAGAUCAAAGAGUUAAGAAUGAUGCUUCCAAAAUGCUUCUCAUAGGUGCAUUGGUAGUAUCAAAUAAAAGAGACAUGACAUAAGAUAAUGAGAACUUUUGAAGCUAUUGUUGCUUUUUCUUCAAGGUCAUCUUCUUAACUAACAACAUUUGUCAUAAUUCCUCUAUAACAUUCAGAAGCCUUACGCAGGCUUCCUGCAAUCUGGUGUCUUCUUGAUGUAUUGCUUCUACAGCUAUAGGCACUCCUACUCAGCAUGGCCAAAGGCUAGAAAUUUUAGUCUUAACAUAUUUGUAAGGAGUGCCAGCUUGAAGAAAGUCGUCUUACCUGUCAUGAUUGACUUGCCUUCUAUGCUAAAAGAUUUGCAGGAAGCAAGCUUACCCAAAUAAUCAUUGCAUUAGAGUUUUACCCUCAAUUUUAUACAGUAAUACUGAAGUCUACAAAACACUUCGUGUACAUUUGGCACUGAACAGUUUGUGUUGCUUUGUAGUCAAUUUAUUAGCAUAUUUAUUGUCAUGAUAUAUUUUAAAUAGCGUAGCCAAUUUGGGAGGUAAAAACAGUCUGGAUUUUUUUCUCAAUUGUAAAUGAAGAGCAAUAAUCUAGAACAGGGGUGUCAAACUACCGGCCCACAAGCCAGAUGUGUCAUGCCAAAACUGCACCCACCCCAGCUCCGUCAAUGGGGGAAAAGUCAUGAUACGUCACGUAACAUGGUGAGUUUGACACCCCUGAUCUAGAACCACACAUCCAGUUGAUAGUCAUAGAUGAUGUCAGAAGCCAUUGCUUCAGUAUAAACUUUGAAGCUCUUAUUAAAUUGAUUCCUGCAAAGAAUCAAUGAAAUAUUCAUCACUCCUUUAAUUCAGUGAUUUUUGGUUGAGCUAUGGAAAAGAUAAAGGUAAGAAGAUAAAGGUUUGGGUAUCCAGCUUUCUUCUAGAUACACAUAUAUACUGUAGACAUCCAUAAUCCAAGAAGUAAACUGUAUAGUUCUUAGCAUAGUCAUACAUAUAUAGAGAUGUUCUUACUUCAGCAGGAUUGGGAACAAGUCCCAAAUCUUGUUUCUUUUUACGACAGUGCAAAAUUGGAAAUCAUCCUUCUCAAACUGGUGCCAUUUAGAUAGACAGGGACCACAAUUUCCAGAAUUUCAAUCUUUUUGUCCUGUUGACUAUGAAUUAUGAGAACUACAGCCACAUUAUUUCUGGAGAGCACUAUCUUGGAGAAGGCUGAUCUAGAUCCCCAGCUGUCUUCUCUUCAUGGCAAUAUUUAUAGAAAUUUAAUACCUACUAUUGAUCUAUUAGGAAAAUUUCCAAGCAUGGAAAAGAUGAGAUCCGUGCUUCUUGGAAUUAGAAUAAUGUAUUUUCUAGGAUUAAGUUUCCAUGGAUUGUAAGAAAUAAAUAAUAUUAUAUGUCCAUUCUAAAAGAAACAAAAAGUAUCUUUUUUCCCCCAGAAUAACUCAGUGGGGAUCAGACUCUAAACUGUACAAGCAGCAAGAAAUGAGGGGAGAAAGAUGAAAAUGCCAUUGGGUUUUUGUUUGUUUGUUCGUUUGUUUGUGUAGCAGACUUGCAUCUUGCCUUGUAUGCAGGGAAGUAGAAAGGAUAGAUAAGUCAAGCUACUCUUGUGAAACUUUUUUCUUUAAAUCAAUUUUAAUAAACUCUUUAAAUUAGGAUAAACUGUUGUGUAAAGUAAGUUUUGCUCUGUUGAAUUUAAUAUGUGAGGGAUAAAAACAUGUAGUCUAAUGCAGGUGUUUUGGGGAAGGGAUGCCUCUUAAGUUGCAGAAGACUGUGAAUUAUAGUUAGCUGACUUUAAACCUGAAAGUUGUGCACUUCUCUCUGCCAGUCAAUUGAGAUUAUGUUGUCCUGGCCUUUAUAAACUAGGUUAUAGCCCAUCUACAGCAUGGAUUCAAGAUUAGGAGACCUUCUUUAGCAGAUUCAGGAGACAGAUAGAGAGAUGCAAGGAGCAAUAAAAAUGACAGCUGUGGCAGCAAAAAUCUGCUUUUGUAACAUUAGAAGUGCAGAGUUUUAAAAUUUCUGAUGUUAUUAUCACCACUUCAUAAAUUUGUACAUAUGUUCUGAAUUGCACUGAUUUGGGCUCCCUUGUUGUUGUGGAGUUAGGAAAUGUUUUUUCUUACUAUUAUCUUAAUAUUGUUCUUAAAUGUGAUACUUAUGUAAGUCUAUCAAUAAAUAAAGAAAUGUAUUUUAAUUCCCAGCACUCAGGUUAGUACUGAAAGCAUAAUGAUACCGUAUCUGGUACUUUUCAUAAAAGCAUCAUAUAAAUGCAGCAAUACUUUCCUGUGGAAUGCAAUAGAUUCCAUAGGAGGCAAUUUUCACAUAAAUAGGUAGUGAAUCAUUCAUCCAUUAGUACCUGAUCCUGUAUGUAAAGUGUUCGACUAUGAUCGGUACCGGGGCUUUUUUUCUCAUAGAAUGCUUAGAACAGAAUUCCGGCACCUUUUUUGGAUGGAACCUUGUAGGGUAGGCAAGGCAGGUUGUACGACAUGUGUGAGUUCCGGCACUUUUUUUUUUUUUUUUUUAGAAAAAAAGCACUGGUCGGUACAAAAAUCCCAUUGACAAAGUAUAGAAAACUUCUUUGAAGAACAGAAGUAUUAGAAUGACUUUAAAAUAUGAUGUUAGUUCAAACUAUGCUAGCAGCUAUUCCCAUAAAUUGGGUUGAGUCCACAUGUCUCUUAACCUAUGAAUUAUGUUUUGCAAAAAACAAAACACUUGAAUUACAAAUGACCCUCAUCCCUUGAAUUUUUUCUGGAGUGGCAACAUUUUAAAGUAAGUUUGGGGAUAAAUUUUAAACCCCCACAAAUAUUCAAUUUAAGUAUUAGUGAUUUGUGACAUCUUUAAGAGAGAAAAAGCUCCCAGUAUAUGUUAACUAUUAAACAUUCUCAUUUUGGCCAUCUUCAAAACUUAACAUUCUCUCAAACAUUUUGACAUCAUCAUUAAAUUCUUUCAAUAGGUGUUUCCAUUUCGGCUUCAUAACUAACAACACUCGUUGCUUGAUCAUCAGUAUGAAGUGCAGGAAUUUGUUGGAAGAAAAACUACAUUUUAAGUUUUGAAGAUCUAUAAUUAUUUACCAGUAUUUUUGAAUUCCCUGAACUUCCAAAAUGAUGUUUAAUAAAUCUUGGUUUGGCAUUAAUUUCUUUCCUUCAACAGAAAUUAAUUGGCGUGAGAAUGUAGUAAAAAACGAGCAAUAAAUAAAGGAAGUUUGAGCUUUUUUUCCCCUUUUUUCCCUUUGUGCACUUUGGAAUUAAGCCAAAUCCUUCCAGAAUGCUGGCAAAAAAUCCACUCCUAUCUCUCUUGAGUCCAAAGGGGAAUAUAGUAAACAUUUCCAUCUAUCAUUCAGUGCUGCAGAGUGCUGAGAGGGUGAGAUUCAACAACUGGUGUAUGAUUAAUUGUUACAAUGGCUCCUCUUUUUUAUUGAAAAUAUAUCCAGAACAAGGUAGAAUUCUUAUUAGCUAUGCAACCUGGAAGAGCUGAAGCAGAGGCCUGGAUUGUGCUGUACUGUGUGUGUGUGUGUGUGUGCGCGCGCGCACACACGUGUGCAUAUUACAGAAAUACAUAUCUUCUUGUUUAUGCUGACCGUUACUUCCUAUUAUGUUAUUUUGUCAAUUAUAUUGCAUUCUUUCAUAUUUGAUCAUUAGCUGCCCUGCCACCUGCUAUUAAAAGAAUGAAAAAUACAAAACAAUAAAUAAAGAAAUGUUGGAAAACAUUA
Messenger RNA from Crotalus tigris (Tiger rattlesnake), 4825 nucleotides. RefSeq names its product DNA damage inducible transcript 4 like (gene DDIT4L). Bases 232 to 807 code for a protein of 191 amino acids. The record is from RefSeq and is a predicted model, not a curated record. Gene Ontology annotation, biological process: negative regulation of signal transduction. Gene Ontology annotation, cellular component: cytoplasm. Lineage: Eukaryota; Metazoa; Chordata; Lepidosauria; Squamata; Viperidae. The transcript has 3 exons.